UCAUAUUGCAAGAGCCUGUCCUGGAAAACUGUCCAGGCUUGUCAGGGGGAAGACAUAGACAGCUCCUUGCAGCUUCUGAAGACAAUCCCUUGCUUGGCUGGAGGCGCAUGUUAUAGCUCAGCAUGAGUUCUUUCACACACACGUUGCUCUAUUGCGCCCUGCUCCUUUUAACCCUUAAGGAGCUGACAGAGGCAUGCACCUGCGCUGUCUCUCACCCCCAGGAGCAGUUCUGUAAUGCAGAUGUUGUGGUUCGUGCAAAAGUAACUGGUGAAAAAAUUUCCUCCCCAGGACAUAUUGACAAUUCAAAAGAAUAUGGGAUCCAAGUGAUCAAGGUAUUUAAAGGAGAUACGAAUACGAUAUAUCUACAGCAUGUGAGCACCCCAUAUGGAUCUGCUGCUUGUGGAGUAUACCUGGAAAAACAAAAAGAAUAUCUUCUAGCAGGCAAUAUGUUUAAUGGCACAAUCCGCAUCUAUUUGUGUGGCCUUCAUUACCACUGGGAAAGUCUGACUCCGUUCCAAAUUACGAGCCUCAGUCAACCAGAUAAGGGAUAUCAGCAGGGAUGUCAGUGUAAGAUCAAAUUUUGUUCCAUGGAAACUUGCGAUAACAAUGCACCAAAUGAGUGCGUCUGGAGCAACCGGGAGGAGACUCAGAAUCUAGAAAAAGAGCACGCGUGCCAUAAACAAAAAGACGGAUCUUGCAGCUGGUACCCAAGUAUACCUGACAAGCCUACUCACCCCAGCCAGCCAUAAUGAUCUCCAUGGUCCCGCGGCUGGUUUGAUCUGCUGGAGCGAAUGGAUCACAAACAACACAAUGAACUGUACAGAAUGUGUAAUGAAAUUGUGGAGCUGGCGCUUUUUUGGGUAGAAAAUAAAGGAAAUCAAUAAAGGAACGCUUUAAUAGUAUUUGAGCAAAUAUAAGUAUAAAGAAAAUUAAUAACGUGAAAAACAAGCAGAAUUAUUCCUCCUCAUAUUCCUAGAAAAACUAUUUUCGAGAUCAAAAAUUCGGCUCCAUGGCUACGUAGGCUUUUAGAACCUGUCUUAAUUUGUAAGGUGUAAUUUUUGCAGAUGGUUCUCAACCCACAAGAUAAGGCCUCAUGCACACAGCAGAGCUGGAGGUGGCACUCCGAGUCCCAAAACUGCAGGGACCCUGUGUGAAGCAAUUCCAUGACUAACUCCCCUAGCGUCAAUGCUUCUAGGUUAGGAUAGCUCCAUAAGUAGGUUCCAGCAUGAAGCUUAAGAGGGAAGCCGUGGCUUGUGACCAAUGCAUGACCACACUGUAGCUUACAACUACAAAUGAUGUGUGCUUUUACCACACAUCGUCAUGGUUGGGCUAUGUGGUUUUUGCAAGUUUUUUAACAUAUUCUAGCCUAAAAAAAUGUCAGUAAUUUGUGGUGAAGCUGCUUGGGGCUGUACUUUUUGGUUGCACAUGGUCUCACACUGAUCCUUUUCACAACCGUGAGGGAAAUUAGGUUUUAGUGAGAUGCGUACUGCUUUUCUGUAUAUUUAUGACUGAAUCGGGAUAUGAUCAUUGUAAAACAAAUGAAUAAUCCACACAUCCAUUUAAUGAGACAAAGUCCUUCAAUGAUUGUUAGUGUAUUCAUCAAUUAGAUUCAUGUGAUGUUCUACUACAUCUGCUUCUGAAAGGGAUUCUCUUACUUGGACAACCACUUUUGUUAGAAAGGUUCCUUCACAAUACAAUGACCACCAUGUGUCCUCCUGCUGUGACCCCUAGCGAUCAGCUGUAACCAGGUGUCCUCCUGCUGUGACCCCCAGCGAUCAGCUGUAACCAGGUGUCCUCCUGCUGUGAUCCUCAGCGAUCAGCUGUAACCAGGUGUCCUCCUCCUGUGACCCCCAGCGAUCAGCUGUAACCAGGUGUCCUCCUGCUGUGACCCCCAGCGAUCAGCUGUAACCAGGUGUCCUCCUGCUGUGACCCCCAGCGAUCAGCUGUAACCAGGUGUCCUCCUGCUGUGAUCCUCAGCGAUCAGCUGUAACCAGGUGUCCUCCUCCUGUGACCCCCAGCGAUCAGCUGUAACCAGGUGUCCCUUCUGCUGUGACCCCCAGCGAUCAGCUGUAACCAGGUGUCCUCCUGCUGUGAUCCUCAGCGAUCAGCUGUAACCAGGUGUCCUCCUGCUGUGACCCCCAGCGAUCAGCUGUAACCAGGUGUCCUCCUGCUGUGAUCCUCAGCGAUCAGCUGUAACCAGGUGUCCUCCUCCUGUGACCCCCAGCGAUCAGCUGUAACCAGGUGUCCUCCUGCUGUGAUCCUCAGCGAUCAGCUGUAACCAGGUGUCCUCCUGCUGUGACCCCCAGCGAUCAGCUGUAACCAGGUGUCCUCCUGCUGUGACCCCCAGCGAUCAGCUGUAACCAGGUGUCCUCCUGCUGUGAUCCUCAGCGAUCAGCUGUAACCAGGUGUCCUCCUGCUGUGAUCCUCAGCGAUCAGCUGUAACCAGGUGUCCUCCUGCUGUGAUCCUCAGCGAUCAGCUGUAACCAGGUGUCCUCCUGCAGUGACCCCCAGAAAUCAGCUGUAAUCUGUGUGGAAAGCUGAAAGUAAAGGUAUUUGCAGAAUCCGUGGCAGGGUGACCCCUUGAUUUCUGCUGUGGAUUUUUUUUGUUUUUUUGCUCUGAGCUGUCGCAGAUUUCUGUUUAGGUGCAUGGACUGAUGGAGGAUGCUCCAAAUUUAUGACGCAUACUCCGGCAGCGCAGGGGAGUGCUGGUCUUGAUAAAUCUCCCCCUGUUUUAUUUCCCUGCAGCGCCACUAUAGGUAAUAUUAAGCAAUACACAGUGUCCAUUCCAAUAAAUGGGUUGUCUGUGUAAUCCUCCAGAGUGAGAGAUGCUCUUCAAAGAGGACCUGGUACCUCUGCUGACUUGUACGUCUUAUGACUACCAGCAUUCCCCAUGUAAUAACAAUUCUGGUCCAUCUAUCCCUAUGACUCUAUGUUGUACCAUUUAUUAACAAUUCCCACUAGAAGUUCAUGCAUGAAUUACUAGCAGUUUGCAAAGAAGGUCCAGCUGGGUGUUACCAGUUGGGGGUGUGUCCCUGCACAGUCUGACACUGAGAGCACUGAUUGGAUGGUUUCAGACUGUGUUGCAGUAGCUCUUCUCCAGGAAGGUCCAGAGCACUUCUCCUCGCAGCGUCCCUGUGGUGGCACCACAAGGAAAUGGAACACCUGCUGCCAGGUUUUAUCUGCAGAUGACAGCUGAGAGCUCACCUAAACCUUGCAAACAAAAAAAGGGGUUCUCCAAAGCAGACGAUCCCUUUCAGAGAUUUUGAGAUAUGUAAAGUUAAGACGUGAACACGUGUUUGGAAUAUAGAAAAACUAUUUUAUCCGCAAAUAAUAUAUACAUUUCCAUUAUGCUUAACAUCUCAUGGUGUAGCUCUGUUGCCUUUGGUCGCAUUACAUGUAUAUUAUGUUGUCUUCGGUCACUGUAUGACUAUGCUACUAUAAGUUGUUUUGGGUGACUGCAUGUCAGUACUAUUCUACGCUGUCUUGCGUCAACCUACAUCUACAGCCUGAGCUUUUAUUUGUGCAAUUCUAUAUACUCUUCUGUACCCUGGGUGCUAGCCUAUAACCAGGCCUUCUAUCUAGGGAUGUUCGGGUUCGGCGUUCGGGUGGCGUUGUACAGGAAGGAUAACCAGAUGGAUCCGUUAUGCUUGGCCAUAGACUUCUGUUAUGACGGAUUAAAAAUGCCUCUUAAAGGCCUCCAUUUUGCAUUCCGUCUACAAAUUCUGUUGUAACACAAUCCAUAACAGAAUUUCUACACCCAAACGCCGAACCUGUAAAAAUAGGAAUCCUUACUUCUGUCCCUUCAGCUUAAUAGACUAGAAGAAGACAGCAGACUGUUUUACAGGCAUUUGGGUCCAUUGUCACCUUCUUACCACUGAUCAAACUUGGAAAUCAUACGUGUCCUGAUGGGCUGCAGUAGUCCAGAGUGACGAAGAAAACCACUGUCCUUUGCUAACCUUGGGCUAGUUUCACAUCUGCGGCUGUCCUCCCCGGCAGGCUGUUCCAGCACAGAGCUCUCCAGAUCCGGCAUUACCAGAUACUACCGCCUGCCUUAUAUAUUCAACGGCUCUGGCAGAGAUACGGCCGCUGCCCGGCAAAUGUGCCGGGAGACAGUCAGACAAAAACAGCUGCAUUCUAUGCUGAACCAGGCUGCUGGAGAGGACAGCCGCCCGUGUGAAACUAGCCUUCAACGUAAGAAUUUGUUUUAAUACAAUAAUGAAAAAGUGAAAAGGGAGAGCGCUAAAAAAAAAAUGCCUAUAUGA
Molecule: messenger RNA, 4262 nt
Organism: Bufo bufo (common toad)
Lineage: Eukaryota; Metazoa; Chordata; Amphibia; Anura; Bufonidae
Gene: TIMP4
Product: TIMP metallopeptidase inhibitor 4
Exons: 5
Coding region: 123-749 (208 amino acids)
Biological process (GO): negative regulation of endopeptidase activity; negative regulation of membrane protein ectodomain proteolysis
Cellular component (GO): extracellular matrix
Molecular function (GO): metalloendopeptidase inhibitor activity; protease binding
Source: RefSeq, a predicted model, not a curated record